This is a messenger RNA of Trichechus manatus latirostris (Florida manatee), 1080 nucleotides long. RefSeq names its product clathrin binding box of aftiphilin containing 1 (gene CLBA1). The coding region runs from base 1 to 1005 and encodes 334 amino acids. Lineage: Eukaryota; Metazoa; Chordata; Mammalia; Sirenia; Trichechidae. The transcript has 5 exons. The record is from RefSeq and is a predicted model, not a curated record. Gene Ontology annotation, cellular component: AP-1 adaptor complex; trans-Golgi network membrane. Gene Ontology annotation, biological process: intracellular transport. Gene Ontology annotation, molecular function: clathrin binding.
AUGCAAGACCUGCGGCAGCUAGGGGGGGCGCCUGGCCACGGGCAUCCUUUCCUCGGUCCUGGGAGUCACCUCGAAGGGGGAGCAGGUGAGCUUUCCGUCCAUGAGGCCCCCGGGACACUGAGCAAUGGCAGGCUGGAAGGGACGAGGCUCCACUGGGACCGGCCUCGGCUGGACAGGCUCCCCAGGCCCAGCGAGGGCUCCUCUGCCUGCACCGGCAGCUGUCCCGACCCAGGGGAGCACAGCAGUACCUGGGGGGAGUUUGAAUGCUUUCGGGAAUCUUCAGCCAAGGCUGAGCAGUUCUCUCAGCCCCACGGACUCCUGGAGGGGUCCCCAGAUCCUCCACUGCCCAGAGCUGCUUCUGACCAGGAGAAGCGUGGUUCUCUCCGGCCUCCCCAGGGCGGACCUGACCAGACGGGCAACGCUGCUGUCACACCGUCUGAGCCCAUUCUCAGCUACGAGAAAAUUUUUAAGUUUGCGUUUCAAGAAAUACCCGUGCAGCCAGCCCGUGAAGAUGUUUCCACCUUAGACCGUUGUUUAGAAAUGAGCAGUGAAGAGACAGCUGGCCUUGGACCCACACAUGAGCCAUUCUGCCCCGAGUCUAGAAAACUCUGGCGAGCUCUUCAGAACACCCCCAACUUGUCCACUUCACGAGGCCUCUGGAACGAGUCUCGCUGCCGGGAGAACUUCUUUCUUGUUCUCGGAAUAGACGCUGCUCAGAAGAGACUCUUGGGGGGCGGGGGCCCUGGCUUGGAAGUCCCUGCCCUUACGGAACCCGAGGAGCCCCUGGAUGGCAGCAGCCGCCGUUGGAACCCCUGCAGUGCCCUGAUUCAGACCAGGCUCUCCGGGAGCCCCAGCGGCAGACAGGGGGGCCUGAGCGCAUACAGCCUUUUUCUGAAGAAAAGCCCUGUCCCUGGACACGCACGGUACCUCACAAUGCCGAGGGGAAAGAGGCUGUUCACGCCACGCAGCCUCGCGAGGAUGCUAUUCAAGAGCGACGUGUGCUGAGCACAGAAGGGCUUCAUGUCUCCUGAGGACCAUUACAAAGCCACGUCAGCAUCCCAGGGUACCAGGCCCAUGGGU